Messenger RNA from Elgaria multicarinata webbii, 1630 nucleotides. It is a transcript of the gene TAFAZZIN, whose product is annotated as tafazzin, phospholipid-lysophospholipid transacylase. Bases 258 to 1046 code for a protein of 262 amino acids. Gene Ontology annotation, cellular component: mitochondrial membrane. Gene Ontology annotation, biological process: inner mitochondrial membrane organization; cardiolipin acyl-chain remodeling. The record is from RefSeq and is a predicted model, not a curated record. Lineage: Eukaryota; Metazoa; Chordata; Lepidosauria; Squamata; Anguidae. Gene Ontology annotation, molecular function: 1-acylglycerophosphocholine O-acyltransferase activity. The transcript has 11 exons.
ACAAUCACAUAGUCGUGAUUCUGCGAGAGCGCUUUACGGCUCGCUUUCUUGUCUAUUAAAUGUUUAAAGAUGUAUUUUUGUGGAGAGAGCUUGCAAAACCGGGGCUUUUUUUUGAAGCUGAGAAGUGGGUUAGCUGCUACCUUUUUACUGAAAUAGAAGCAAGAGGAGGUUAAAAGCUGCCGCGCUUGACGGCAGCAAAGAGGAGAAAGAGGGGCGGCUGACGCUGGUGCCUUGAGAGGAUUGCCCGGGAUGGGAAGAUGCCCCUUGAAGUGAAAUGGCCCUUUCCCCGGGUCCCCCAUCUGCCCUGGAAUUUGGCCAGCAGGGUGGUCAUGGGAUUGGUGGGCACCUACAGCUGCUUCUGGACCAGGUACAUGAACAAGCUGAAUGUCCAUAACGAAGAAGUACUAUAUGAGCUGAUUGAGAAGCGGCAGCCUGGCAUUCCCCUCCUCACAGUCUGCAACCAUCAGUCCUGCAUGGAUGAUCCACACCUGUGGGGUAUCCUGAAAUUACGGCAUGUCUGGGGCUGGCAGAAGAUGCGGUGGACCCCGACAGCUGCAGACAUCUGUUUCACCAAGGAGCUGCAUUCUCGUUUCUUCAGCCUUGGACGAUGUGUUCCUAUCUGUCGUGGUGAUGGAGUCUAUCAGAAAGGCAUGGACUACAUACUCGAGAAGCUCAAUCAUGGAGACUGGGUGCACAUGUUCCCAGAAGGCAAAGUAAACAUGACCCAAGAGUUCAUGCGCUUCAAAUGGGGUAUUGGGCGUCUUCUGGCUGAGUGCCACCAGCACCCCAUUAUACUGCCACUCUGGCAUGUAGGAAUGAAUGACGUCCUCCCCAAUGAAUCCCCUUAUGUGCCCCGCGUUGGACAGAAGAUCACUGUGUUGAUUGGGAAGCCAUUCAGUGCUCGGCCCUUGCUAGAGCACCUGCAGGCAGAGAACAAAUCAGCGAUGGAGAUGCGCAAAGCAUUGACUGACUUCAUUCAGGAAGAGAUCCAGACGCUGAAAGACCAGGCCGAAAGACUGCAUCAGACUUUCAAGCAGCAGGGCUAGCCAUGUAGCUAGGAUGAACAUGGGAGGCCCUUCCACUGAAGCAUGGAUUGUGCAGUCCUGCGGCAUUAUGGGAGAAAGGAGGUCCCUGCAUGGACUACCUCUGACUUUUGCUUUUCAAUGAAGUGCUCCCACAUUUGCACCUGCCACCUAUGCCAUGCCACACCGCAAGUGGACUGGUGUUGCAUGCAGAGGGUUGGAUGAAGGCUCCCCACAUACCUUGUUGAACCUCACACCCCAUUGGUGUGCCUUGUACCCUGUCAUCAUACCUGUCUCCUGAAGGGCAGGGUCUGAGAACUGCUAUUGUAUGUGGACUUCCCUGUUGCCAGAAACCAGAGGUGUGGGGGCUUCAAGUUUGUCAAUGUUGGUGGUGCAUGUACAGGAGCAGGGGGAGGAGUUUGGAGGGGGGAGGGAGGCUCUACCCCUUCCUUGCAGUGAUCGCCCUCUGCACCUGCCUCCCUUGCUCAGCUCAGUGGGGACUGGAGCAACAGGUGAUGGGUUCUGCAAGUUCCUUCCUUUUUGUGGAGUCUUGGUCUGUAGGUGGUUUUUAUACGUGGUCUUUUUCCAGUAAAUUAUUCCAAACCCUG